AUGAGUAGAACGCAAGUUGAAUUUUCAUAUUUAUCCAGGGGAUGGAAACGCCGGUACGUUCUUGUGACUUCAUAUCGACCUCUCAAAUGCUACAUGUAUCGACUCGGCUUCUGUCGGUUUUGCACAGUGAAAUACACUCAGAGUACGAAUGAAUUAGACAAUAUGUUUGUACAUUUAACAAAUGUUUCAAUACAAAAACAUGGAGAUGAAUACAACCCGAUCCAUGGUGGGAAAUGGACUAUAAGCAACCUUCGACACUUCUUGGAAAGUACUCGAGGAAAAGCCGUUACGGACAAACUUUUCGAUGAAAUUAACUGGUUGACUGUAUGUUCAUUGAAAGCGGUCUCUGGAUCAAUGGCAAAUGAUCGACAUUGCUUUGAAUGCUACGGCUACGAUAUUAUUAUUGAUGACAAGUUGAAACCUUGGCUUAUUGAGGUCAACGCAUCCCCUUCUCUCACAUCGACCACAGCUAACGACAGAAUCAUGAAAUACAAUUUAAUUAACGAUAUUUUAAACAUCGUCAUGCCUGGUGGGGAAGCCCCUGAUGUAAAAUGGAAUAAAGUACCCCCCAAAGAAGGUUACGGGCAUUUUGAUCUUCUCUACGAUGAAGAACUAGCUCAACAAGGGGACACUGGAGGGCCCUCUAGUGAUAUUCGGGACUCCAGGAGUAGGGGUAUGAUGGGUCCCGGGGCAAGAGGCAGGGACCAAAGUCGCACAAGAGGGGCAACAACUUGGAAAUGAUUAGGAUUUGGUAUUUAUCAGAAUUCUAGGAAUGUCUAUUGAAGUUGACUAUAUUCAAUUUUCCAUAUAGUCUGGUAGCUCAAUUCCAUUCCAAAUAAAGUAUCAGGGUAGUCAUAAAAGUCUUCAAAGUGCUAAAAAAUUUCAUUGCUACCUUAUAUAGUUUGUUGGCCCCUGUUUCGUUGAAUGAAGCACAUACUCAAAUAAACGCUGAUUAGGAAUAAAUAAACCUGGUUAAGAUAUAUUGACAGUUGGCUUCAUACCAUCAUUUUAAUGGGAUUUAUGAACGCCUGGUACAUUCCAUUUUCAAGUCGUGAAGUCUAGGUACAGAGCCUCACAUUCUCACAAGGCAGGUUAUAUGUUGUGGUAGAUUAGAUAUUGCAAACCGUAUCAAUAUUUUUUAUUCGAAGUCUAAAAAUUGAUAUUUUAUAGUCUGUAACCUCUUACAAUUUGACUCUAUUUCAGCAUUGCUUGAAAUAUUUUCAUUUUUACCGCAAUUGGUAGCAUAGUCAUCAGGUCUGUAUUUACAUUCCUACAUUUCAGCAUUCAUCUAUGGCUCAUGCUUGGCUUUCUCUCUAUUCUACUGCUGUUCGGCAGCUGUCGCUAUCUUUUUAGGGUGUGGUUAGGGUAGCGAUUAAAUUUUAUUUUGUUGCAGAAAAUGUGUGUUGGUCGCAGAAAGGUCUGGUGCAUUGUAUGUAGAUGUAAGAAGCUCAUUUUUAAGGAAAUUCGCUCAAAGCAAGGUAUUGUGCACUCACUCAGAAAAUAAGAUAUUAAUCUAACAAUAACAGAUGACCACUACAGUGUCAAGGGCUUCUGUUUGAGACAGCGAAGGAAUGUAGUGGGUGUCCAUAAAGUCUCUAGAAAAUUGUAAAUUGCAAAGGUGAUUUACCAUUAGC
Styela clava is the source of this 1634-nucleotide messenger RNA. The record is from RefSeq and is a predicted model, not a curated record. Lineage: Eukaryota; Metazoa; Chordata; Ascidiacea; Stolidobranchia; Styelidae.